Molecule: messenger RNA, 724 nt
Organism: Cucumis sativus (cucumber)
Lineage: Eukaryota; Viridiplantae; Streptophyta; Magnoliopsida; Cucurbitales; Cucurbitaceae
Exons: 1
Coding region: 212-625 (137 amino acids)
Molecular function (GO): calcium ion binding
Source: RefSeq, a predicted model, not a curated record
UUCACAUCCAUUAAAUCAAAUCAAGGAUUGGCCCCCAAGAACCUUCAACAGUGGCAUAAACAAAUGGCUAAAAGAGAAAUAAACCCUCCUGAGACCUAUUUAUAUGAAGAAACCUGACCCAACCUUCUGCUCAUAAAAAACCCAACUCAAAAUCUUUUCCAAUACCUUCCAAUUUCCUCUUUAAUUCACCUAAAUAUCAGAACUAGGAAAAAUGAGUGUGGAAAUAUUGGACGGUACCACAAUUGUCAACUUUGUUGAAGAUGAGGCAGCUUUUAAUGCCUAUAUAAGAGCCCAAUUCGCUCACCUCGACACUGACCAUGAUGGUCUCCUUUCCUAUAAUGAGAUGCUGGAGGAGUUACAGAGCCUCAGGGUGUUCGAUGCCGAUUUCGGAAAUGAUGAGAAGCUUGGUCCAGAUGAGCUUUCGUCUGUCUAUAGUUCUCUGUUUUUGCAAUUUGAUCGUGACUCGGAUGGAAUGGUUGAUCUGGAUGCGUAUAAGACUGAGAUCAAAAGAAUGAUGCUAGCUAUGGCUAAUGGGAUUGGCUUCUUACCUGUUCAGAUGGUGCUUGAAGAGGGCAGCUUCUUGAUGAAGGCUGUUGAGCGUGAAACUGCCAUAAUGGCUGCUUGAGUAAAGUUACCUUUUAACUCGCUGUAUUAGUAAAUUCAAGAAACAAUUCAAAAGAGUGAGGUUUUUGUUAACUGAAAUAAGAUGUUUUUCUUUUUGUCA